AUGUCCCAUUGCACAAUUGCCGAUGUAGAUAUCAUUGCAGAUAUAUACUACGAUGCGUUCGCGACCGACAAGCGCAACGCCUUCUGGUGGCCGCCAAACAAGAAGGAUAUGUUUACUUGGAUGAAACGUCGCAUCCGCCGCAAGAUGGAUGACCCAAGCAUGGGACAUUCCCGAAGGCUACGAGAAAGCCUUUGGGGAAUGGGUCGGAAUAAGGACACCACUGUGGAUGUCUCCCAGAUUGUUACGCCGGGAGAGGUUACGGGAGACAACCCACCGGCGAAUAGUGCGCCUGUCGAAGCUAUUAACCCCCCUAUUGCGGAUUACCCAAAAGGCAGCCAGCCAGAGCUAUGUCAGGUCUUCUUCGAUGCGCUGAAAGUUGCCUCGGAUAAGCACAAUGCGGAUAAGAUGUUAGGUCUAUCACUUCUAUGCACAUCACCUAAAUAUUACCGGAGAGGAGCUGCGAAAGCGCUGUUGCUGCCCAUGCUGACUAUCGCUGAUGCUCACGGCCUCAAGUCCUAUCUAGAGGCCACGCCUAACGGUAAAGGAGUGUAUGAGAAAUUGGGCUUCCGGGAAAUAGACCGGUUAACUUUCAACCUCAAGGAGUUAACUGGAGGAGUACGACGAUCCAUACCAAAUCACCCAUCAUGA
This is a messenger RNA of Daldinia childiae, 648 nucleotides long. Its product is annotated as putative gnat family protein. The transcript is spliced from 3 exons. Lineage: Eukaryota; Fungi; Ascomycota; Sordariomycetes; Xylariales; Hypoxylaceae. The record is from RefSeq and is a predicted model, not a curated record. Gene Ontology annotation, molecular function: acyltransferase activity, transferring groups other than amino-acyl groups. Bases 1 to 648 code for a protein of 215 amino acids.